UGAAGUUGAAAUAAACUCACUCAAGAGAAAACAAGCACAUGACCCGCAUUCGGCAAAGAAUCUGAAAAAACCGAAGAAGGCUGAAGUGAACUACCUACCCCCUCAUGCUCAAGGUGAAUCUACUGCAAGUUUGGAAAAAGAGAGAGUGGAGCUCCUGAGUGAAAUCAUGAAAAGGGAUAACUCCAAGGUGGUAGCUCAAAAAAUGGCCAAGACGUUCAGCCUUCGUCGGGAGGAAAUAGUCAAAGAGGCCCCUGCCAUCAGUGACUGCAUGAAGCGCUGGCCUGCACUUUUCAGUGAAGCGCAGAUAUGUGAAGAGUUCAAGAGGAUAACAACAGUCAGCCUUGAAUCGACCUUUCUGGGCAAGCUGGACCAGUGCACCCCAAAAUUGAUGGCCUUGACCCAAUCAAAAGGAGGAGCUGCAGGCAUGAAGAUAAGGCACAUUAAGGACAUGCUCCUUGAGGACAACGCGAUUGAAAAGCGAAGAGAAAUUGCCAUUCGCUGCCUCAUAAUCUAUCUUGGAGAGAAGGAGGAGGACCUUUUCAAACAGUACUGUGAUGUGGAGGAGCUGGACGCAGACCUCGCCAUGCAAGUGAUGAAGAUUGCUAUCAUCGGUAAUGGGCAUGCGACCAUCAUCAUUGAGGGAAACAAGAUCCUGGAGGGGAUUGAUGUGGCCAGAUCCUGUGCCUUGCUCAUGGGAAUAAUCUAUGCUCUCAACCUGGACUAUCCCAAGCAGUUGAAAUUUACCUUUGAGGCCUUCCAGAAAUUAUGUCUUGAGCUUGAUGGACAAAAAGCCAGCUCAAAGGUAACGAAUCUGAAAUACGGCAUUUUCUAGAGUGGAGCCGCUCAACCUUGCUUGAGUGAGAUGCUCACAUAUCACACACACACACACACACACACACACACACCCACACCCCUUUCUGAUAAUCAUUGAAGUGGCCAACUUAAAGGGUUUCACAGCAGAUGUCACUAUCGUUUUGUACAAAUGUUGCUCAGCAUUUUAUCAGUUCAGUCACAAUGUUCGGACUUUUUCUAAGACGAGAUUUGUAGGUUGAGUUCAGGUUAAAGGUUUAACUAAUGUAAUAAUUGACUUUAAAUGCCAGCAAUCUUUAUGCCAUAGAUAUCAGUAUUAUCUUAUUUGAAAAUACAUCACACACACAAGCACAAACACGCACCCACACACACACGUUCUUUUAUUUUUGCCUCUGUUCUGUGAAGGUUUUAGUAUUUGCUGUUUGCACUUGCAAGGAUUUAGAGACGCUGAGGAUUUUGUGGUGUUAAUUUUAAUAAAUGGUUCUUAUUGAUGUGAUUAUUUGUCUGAAUUUUUGUUCAUUUUCAGCUGCAGGAAUGAAUUCCUAUAGAGCUAUUUUGCACCAAGAUGCAGCCCACCCACAAAAAAGCCAAAAUUGGAGUUUUGAACAACUUAGUCUCUUGGGAAACACAAAAAAAUAUUGUAACAUAAUGCUUGCAGAGAUCAACUUAAUUAUUAAGUUCAAUGUACUAAGAAAAGUGUUUAAUUGUGGCCAAAAAGCUUCUUCACCUUACUUAAAACAUUCUGUUGGAUCAACUUGAAUACUUGCAUCCCUGUUGACAAUUAUUAAGUUCAGUGUGAAAAGAAAUAUGUUUUAUUGUGGCCUAAAAGCUUCUUCACCUUACUUAAAACAUUGUAUUAGAUCAACUUAAAUACUUGCAUCCAUGUUGACAAUUAUUAAGUUCAGUGUACUAAGAAAUGUGUUUUAGUGGGUACGAAAAUGUGAUUCAGCAAACUCAAAACAUUGCUUUGAAUUAAUGUAAUUCUGCCAGCAAUUGGCUCAACUUAAAAAUUCUAGUGGAAAACGUUAACACAAGUUUUUGU
Salarias fasciatus (jewelled blenny) is the source of this 1852-nucleotide messenger RNA. RefSeq lists its product as uncharacterized. Bases 167 to 832 code for a protein of 221 amino acids. The transcript is spliced from 4 exons. NCBI's taxonomy places the organism in Eukaryota, Metazoa, Chordata, Actinopteri, Blenniiformes, Blenniidae. The record is from RefSeq and is a predicted model, not a curated record.